Messenger RNA from Manacus vitellinus (golden-collared manakin), 1582 nucleotides. RefSeq lists its product as uncharacterized. NCBI's taxonomy places the organism in Eukaryota, Metazoa, Chordata, Aves, Passeriformes, Pipridae. Gene Ontology annotation, molecular function: ubiquitin-protein transferase activity; metal ion binding. The transcript is spliced from 2 exons. The record is from RefSeq and is a predicted model, not a curated record. Bases 384 to 1481 code for a protein of 365 amino acids. Gene Ontology annotation, biological process: protein autoubiquitination.
GGGAUGUACAAGAUCACCUUGUCCUCCACUGCUUAUAUUUGGACUUGGGCAGAACCUUACUAGUCUGGUUCAAACCUGAACUCCAUCUGAGCAAGACUGUGAGGCCAAGAGGAUUGAGCUAGGCUUCUUUGGUGGUGACUGGUGCCUGUCAUUGGCAGAUCUCAGUGCCAGACCCAGAGCAAUCACGCCUGUUUCCCUGGCCCUGCCUGGUUCAGGCAGCCAGGCACUGCAGGUGCUGGCAGCAGUGAAGGGCCCUGGGCAUUUCUUCAUCCUCUUCCCAGGACACCAGUCACCAUGGCCUCUCCCUCCUUCAAUGCGUGACACCAGUGAGGGAAAGCAGCUCCUGAUCCUCAGCUCUCACCAGUGUGCUGCAGAGCACAGAAAUGGCCAUGGAGAUAGAGAGGAACUGCUCCAUCUGCCAGGACACUCAGAAGGAUGUGGCUUCUGCUCUACCCUGUCGCCACCGGUUCUGCCUGGGCUGUAUCCUGCGGUGGGCUCAGAGAAAUCCAUCAUGCCCACUCUGCAGAAGAACAAUAGAGACUAUCAGGUUUUCUGACAGUGAAGACGACUAUCUGGAGACAGCCAUCACAGCCCCUGAGGAGCUUCCAGAUGGCAGCAGCCUGGCAAGGACAGUUCCUGAUGUCCUGGAUGAGAACAGCCCCCAUUUCCCUGUGGCAUCCCAUCCACCUUCUCCACAGGGUACACUAUCCCUACCUGAGCAGAGGGCCUCAGGGCUGGAGUUUGGAGGUGGUCUUCUUCCUGAGGUCUGGGCAGGACUUUUCCGUGGACAACAGCAGCUCCUGGACCCUGUGCGGCCCUGGCUGCGCCAGAGGCUGGAGGGAAUAUACCGGAGCUGGUGGUGGCUGGUUGAGGCCGCAGAGAGCACCAUCCUGCACGACCUCUGUGUCAAGGGGCCAAAUGCACAGGCCUUGAUUGAGGGGCUGGAGCCUCUUCUUGAGCAACACACAGCACUGCUGGUCCAUGGUGCCAUCAACAUAAUUGUGGGCCAGUGCAGCGAGGAGGCCCAGAGGCUGCUGCAAUCUGGUGCAGUCAGAGAUGGGAACAACAGCCCUGUGGCCAGAGCCAGCUCCAGCUCCAGCAGCUUCAGCUCCAACAGCUCCUGGGAGGGGUCUCCUGCCAGUGGCCCUGCAGGCCCCAAUGUGGAGACAGAAGCUGAUACAUCAAAGGCCACUCUACACAGGGGUCCCAGGCACCCCCCUCCUGUGCCUGUCCCUGCAGAGCAGGACCAGCCUCAGGAGGAGCUGGGGCAGGCAAUGACAGUGGCAGGUUCCUCUGCCCAGGGCAGCAGCUGUAGCCAGUCCAGUCUUGUCCUGGGCAGGCACCAGUGUCCUGAUGGGCCUGGACGACCCCCAGAUAGAAGGGCACCCAGCCCCAGGACUCUCCCCAGCCCUGCAAGAGACCACCCUUCUGGCAGCACCAGCAGGGCUCCUGCAACCCUUUGUUCAAGGAAAAGGAAAUAAAUUGUUAUUUCUCUCAUCCAGUCUCUGGGUGCUUCUUUCUUUCCCUUCUAUUGCCUUUUCACUUCUCUAUCUCCAUCGUGGGUGCACUCACAUGCUGAGGU